GACCCCCAUGGUGCUGUGAUUUGAAUAAACAAACAGGCGGGCUCGGAGCGGUACCUCAUCCAGCGGACUCCUGGGACGGUAGAGAAUGACCUCAGACUCUGAAACAUCUGAGGGAUCUACACAUCUGAGGCCGCGGCCCCUGUAGACCACCAGCUAGACAUCCCUCCUCUGAUUUCAGAAGGAGGAGCGACUGCUCUCCAGAAAACUCCUCGGACAGAGAGGGAAGACCUGUCUAUUCUUCUUGGAUCACUCUGAAGAAUAAAGUGCGUUGACGGCUUCCAACCAUGAGGCGGGUGACGGCAUCCACGCUCCAUCUGACUGUCACAGUUACGGCUCUCUUCUAUUUCUGCACCGAGCUGCGUUGUCUGGAGAUCACCCCCGAUGAUGAGGAGCUCGUCCUGGCCGAGGGUUCCUCCCUCACCCUCACCUGCUCCGGCUCAGAAGACACAAAGUGGGAGUUCAAGAGGGACGACGCGCCGCACUUCCAAGCGGAAGAACUUCAAAACGAUGGUCAGAGUCACACAACCAGUGUUUUGACCUUGCACAACCUGAGCUGGAAGCACACGGGGGUGUAUCAGUGCAACGAUCGACACACUGGGGAAACCAAGGAGGUGGCAGUUUUUGUCCCAGACGCAGAUGUGUGGUUCAUAAAGAGCUCACAUGGCAUGGUGACAAAGACCAGUGAGGAGACCACCAUCCCCUGUGUGGUCACCAAUCCCACCAUCAACGUCACCCUGUACGAGAGGGACACCGAUCUGCCCAUCAGGGGGCUUUAUGUGCCGAGUGAGGGGUACAAGGCACGGCUGGAGGACAGGACCUACGUGUGUCGGGGAGAGCUGGACGGCGAGGUGAAAGAGUCUCAGGACUUCUACGUCUUCAGCAUUGUCGUCCCAGAGGCCAUCGACGCAUACAUCAAUGCGUCAAAGACCAUCCUGAAGCAAGGCGAACCGCUGACAGUGAACUGCACAGUGCACGGAGUGGAGCUGAUCUAUUUUUCCUGGGAUAUCCCCAACAGGGAGCUUGUUGUGGUCGAGCCACUCACAGAAUUCCUACCUGGUACGACCAUGCGCUCCUGCCUCGUCUUCCCUCGCGCCACGCUUGCCCACGGCGGAUCCUACGCCUGCCAUGUCCACGACAGCAUCCAAGACCAGACGGCCUCUGCCAGCGUUAACGUCACUGUGCUCGAGCGAGGCUUUGUCGAUGUGAAGACUGCUCGGAAAAACAACAUUUCAGCGAAGCUGCAGGAGAACGUGGAGUUGAGAGUGGAGAUUGAAGCCUACCCGCCACCUCAGGUCCGUUGGAGCAAAGAAGGCGUCUCAAUCAAGAGAGAUAGAACCAUCACAACCAGACGAGAUCAUGAGAUCAGCUACGUCACUGUGCUCACCUUGGUGAGGGUGAGGAAAGAGCAGAAGGGACGCUACACUGUUCUCGUCACAAACGGAGAUGACACAAAGGAAGUGACCUUUGACCUGGAAGUGCAAGUUCCCUCUCGGAUUAAAGACCUUACUGACCACCACCUCCCUGGGAAAAAACAUUUGGUGACCUGUGUGGCCGAGGGGGUCCCAACCCCGACCAUCCAGUGGUACAGCUGUGACAGCGUGCACCAGUUCAGCAACCAAACAGCAGUUUGGCAUCCACUGGUACCGGAGGCCGGGGUGCUGAGCAUCCUGACCAACGUCACCUACAGCGAGACUGGUAAAACCAGCCAGGUGCGGAGCCAGGUGACCUUCCACCAGCCGCAGCAGGUCACAGUGCGCUGCGAGACCAACAACCAAGUAGGACUCAUGGACAGACGGGACGUCAAACUGGUGUCCAGCACGCUGUACUCCCAGGUGGCAGUAUUGGCUGCUGUUUUAGCCUUAGUGGUCAUCAUUAUCAUCUCCAUCAUCAUCCUCAUUGCUCUAUGGAGAAAGAAACCUCGCUAUGAGAUCAGAUGGAAGGUGAUAGAGUCCGUGAGCCAGGACGGUCAUGAGUACAUCUACGUGGACCCCAUCCACCUGCCCUACGACCUGGCUUGGGAAAUGCCACGAGACAACCUGGUGCUUGGUCGCACUCUUGGAUCGGGAGCUUUCGGCAGGGUGGUUGAGGCGACUGCGUACGGUCUCACUCAUUCCCAGUCCAGCACAAAGGUGGCUGUGAAAAUGCUGAAAUCCACAGCCAGGAGGAGUGAGACGCAGGCUUUGAUGUCCGAGUUGAAGAUCAUGAGUCACCUGGGACCUCACCUCAACAUUGUCAACUUGCUGGGAGCUUGCACCAAACACGGCCCCCUGUAUUUGGUGACCGAGUACUGUCGCUAUGGCGACCUGGUGGACUACCUGCACAGGAACAAGCACACCCUCCUGCAGUGUCAAGCAGAGAAGAACCAAGACGACGGCUGCCUCAUCUCUGGAGGAAGCACUCCGCUCAGCCAGAGGAAAGGCUACGUGUCCUUUGGGAGUGAGAGCGACGGAGGAUACAUGGACAUGAGUAAAGAUGAGCCCACCAUCUACGUGCCCAUGCAGAUGGAGCAGAUGGACAACAUCAAGUACGCGGACAUCCAGCCUUCUUCAUACGAGUCGCCGUACCAGCAGGACAUCUAUCAGGAACAAGGUGGCAGCAGGUUGGAACUGGCCAUCAGUGACUCCUCCAUUCUCACCUACGACGAUCUGUUGGGCUUCAGCUAUCAAGUGGCCCAGGGGAUGGAGUUUCUCGCCUCCAAGAAUUGCGUUCACCGUGACCUCGCUGCCAGGAAUGUUCUGAUCUGCGAGGGAAAACUGGUGAAGAUCUGUGACUUUGGCCUGGCCAGAGACAUAAUGCAUGAUUCCAACUACAUCUCUAAAGGCAGCACCUUCCUGCCCCUGAAGUGGAUGGCACCAGAAAGUAUUUUCAAUAAUUUGUACACCACCCUGAGUGACGUGUGGUCAUACGGCAUUCUUCUUUGGGAGAUUUUCACUCUAGGAGGAACCCCUUACCCCGACUUGCCCAUGAAUGAGUUGUUCUACAGCGCUCUGAAGAGAGGCUACCGGAUGGCCAAACCUGCACACGCCUCCGAUGAAGUUUAUGACAUCAUGAAGAAGUGCUGGGACGAGAAGUACGAGACGAGGCCCGACUUCUCCCGUCUGGUGCACAGUGUUGGGAACAUGCUGGCAGACAGCUAUAAAAAGAAAUACAGCCAAGUCAACGACAACUUCCUGAAGAGUGACCACCCGGCAGUCGCCCGCACGAAACCCAGACUCUCCUCCCCCUUUCCGAUCGCCAACCCGGCAUUCGGCACUCCACCCCCACAAUACGCCCCCCCGGACCCCUACAACCAGAGCGCCGGGGAGUUCAGACAGGAGGCAGACUCACAGGAAGUCAUAACCUUAUACAACGAAUACAUCAUUCCCAUCCCCGACCCCAAGCCGGAGGACGUUUUCCCCUUCGGGCCGUCAGAGAGUCCUGCAAGCUCUCUGGCUCUGGAGGAGGAGACUGACUCCAUGUCUCAGGACACUGCAGACACUCUCCCAGAGGAGGACCGGCUGGAGGAAACCAGUGAGAGAGACGCCCUGUUGGGUUUUUCUGGGACACCCGAGGUAGAAGACAGCUUCUUGUAGCCACGUAGGAACUCUGAGGAAACGACCCUUUUUCUGGUAUCUUUUUUUUUUUUUAACCCUGUGAGAAAGCAAACGUGACUAAAAUAGAAUGUAGCAAAAUUGAAGUCGAGAUGGAAAACUUUGUAUUUCCACUAAGCACUCAAAAUGUUUUGCCCUUCCUUUGAGUUUUGUAUCAAACUUAGUACCUCUGAAACGAAAUGGGAGCAACUGAUGAGCCUGAUCAUUCAGUCAUUUAUCGGACAGUUGCCAUAUCAUAAAUACAGUACUCUCCUCGUAAUCUGCAGAGAAUCAGUUUCAAGCAAUGUGUUUGUAUUGUGAACAGGGACUCAUGAAAUAUGUGCAUUCCUAAUUCAUUUUUACACAGCUUAGUUUAGCCAUACACAGAAUACAGUCCAAUCAAAAACAAUGUGUAAUAGUUCCCGUAGUGGUGGCAAUUAUUAACAUUAUAUAAUAGACCACAAUCAGCCAUGGAAUGUAUGGAAGUGAAUUUAAACUGUUUUUUUGCAUAUUUUUCUUAAGGACGUGAAUUACAGACAUGCACUGUUUUACUAUGAAAACUAUUACUUACAUUUGUGCCAGACAUUUUUCUUUUUCUUGAGAAUUAUAUAAAAUCUGUCAUAUGUGAAUUUUAAAUACUUUUUUUUGCAUAGUUUUUAUUCAUAGCUGUGUCAGAUUUGCACUUUUUUUUAGAAAAAUGUGGGGAUUCAUAAUGAGGAUAUAAAUAUACACUAAAACAUAGAUUCAGAAGUUCCACUCGUCACUUAAAUGUUUUUACUUAAACAUGUGGCUGUUACGGUAAAUCAAUUUCUGUGGUGACAGGUGACUCUCAAGGGAAGAACAAUAAAUACAGCGUAUCACUGCCUUAGCACCAGAUAGCACAUGAGUGUCUUUGUACAGACUGACCCAUAUUUGCCUCCCAGCUACGGAUUGUCGCUCUACUCAAUAAAUGUAGAUAUUCAUAUGUAUAGAUGUAAAACCGAUGCUUUUUGUGUUCUACCGCAUUGUUCAGCAUUCACUCGCACAACGUUUCAACUCUCAGUAUUGUGUUAUUGACAACUGUCCACCCUUUUAAACCUUCACGUUGUCAUUUUCUGUUUCUGCAAUUUAAAAUGCACAAGAUCACUGUAUCACAAGCUAUGGUACCAAAGCUCUUCUUAACGUUUACAAAUGUAUUUUUUCUAUGUGCCAAUUUGUAUGUUGUUAAUAUGACAAUAAAUGUGUAUUAUAAUCGUA
Molecule: messenger RNA, 4805 nt
Organism: Gasterosteus aculeatus aculeatus (three-spined stickleback)
Lineage: Eukaryota; Metazoa; Chordata; Actinopteri; Perciformes; Gasterosteidae
Gene: pdgfrb
Product: platelet-derived growth factor receptor, beta polypeptide
Biological process (GO): cell chemotaxis; angiogenesis; positive regulation of kinase activity
Cellular component (GO): signaling receptor complex; plasma membrane
Molecular function (GO): ATP binding; platelet-derived growth factor binding; platelet-derived growth factor beta-receptor activity
Source: RefSeq, a predicted model, not a curated record